Python bivittatus (Burmese python) is the source of this 4707-nucleotide messenger RNA. The record is from RefSeq and is a predicted model, not a curated record. NCBI's taxonomy places the organism in Eukaryota, Metazoa, Chordata, Lepidosauria, Squamata, Pythonidae.
AUGGCAGCAGAAAGGGAAGCCUUGAUGGAGAUGGCAUAUCCAGAAGUGCAAGUCUUCUGCCAAAAGCAUGGCUUGAUGUUUGAGAUUAUUGAUUUAAGAUGGGGCACCUUUGAUCACAUGGGCACUGGCCAUACAUCUACCCAACUCUUUUUGGAGGAAAUCAAACGCUGCCAGAAACUUUCUGUGGGUUCCAGCUUCAUUGUCAUCCCAGCUUAUAUCUUCGGAAGAAUUACUGAGAAAACUUCUUUGCUCCAGGCACUGCUUGGAAGCGAUUAUGGCCGAUGCCCCACUCCCCUGACCAUUGGGGAACUGGAAUUUGAGGCCCUUAGACAGCAACUUCUGGAAGAGCCCAAGACCUUGCAGCUUCUGGCCCAAUGGUACCUGAAGGAUGAGAAUGCCAUCCCUCCUGUGUAUGUUCUGCAGCAAUCAUCUCAGGCAAGCCCAGAUGGCCUGGAGGAAAACUUGCUCUUGGUCCUUCGUGGGGCAGCCUGCCAAGCAGAAAAGCAUGGGCUCAUCAGCCAGGAGCAAUUGCUGAAUUACCACAAGUCAGAGAUACAUCAGGAAAUUGAGGCUGGCCUCUUCAGAUCAAGUGAAUGUAAUGGCCAAGGUACCAUGGUAUUCUUCACAGAAGUGGACAUGCCCCCAUCAGAUAGAGUGGACUCACUACUGGGCAUAGCUGAAGUUGGUGAUGAGGUGCAUCCUGAAGAAUCACAACAGUUAGCAGAUCUGAAGGCAAACAUUGUAAGCAUGUAUCCUGAGCUGGUCAAGGUUCACAGGGUUCCACAUGAGAUGAAACCCAGCACCCUCCGGCAGAAGCCCUGGCCAAAAUAUUUGAAGAAUCUCUGUGACCAGUUUAUUGCUGCCACCAACCAUCAUGUGCUCAGGAGCCUGAGAUCCCAAGAAAGCAAUCUUGGGAAGCCACCUGAGCUGAUUCAAGAGCUCACUCAUCACAUGGUCCUUGGUCAAGAACACAGCCAGGCUUUCUGCUGGCAGCAGGACCUGCUGGAUCACAUUUGCCAACGCAUUAAACAGAACCACCAUCGAGCCCACUCCCCACUUGUCAUAUGUGGGCCAUCAGGAUGUGGCAAAACAGCUCUGUUGUGCCAUCUGAAUGAGGCCAUAAGAGCCACCCUGGGUCAGGAAACAGUGGUGAUACUUCGUUUGGUGGGAAUUUCACAGGCCAGUUCCACAUGCAACAGCCUUCUUCACAGCCUCUGCCUACAAGUUGGCUUAGCCAUGGGCUUCCCUUAUACCAAGGCAGUUGGCAAUCCAGUCCUGCUCUUCCACAGUCUGCUCCACUUAGCUUCUUGCCAGGGCACACAGCCACUUGUCCUGCUCCUUGAUUCUGUGGAACAGCUACACAUAACUAGAAAUGCUCACAGAGCUUUCUGGUUGCCAAAAAUCUGUCCUCCAAAGAUCCACAUGAUUCUUACUGUGCUGCAGAAAGAAAGUGAAGUUCUGCAGAAGAACACUGUGGCUCCAGAGGAUUAUUUUGAGAUGGAGCCUCUUUCUCAAGAGCAAGUGGGGGUGAUUCUCUCCAAAAUGUUGGCAUCCACAGGGCAUACACUAAGGCCCACCCAACAGGAGCUGUUCCUGCAAAGCUUUGCAAAAGGUGGGUAUGCUCUGCAGAUUGCCCUGGCCAUCAGACAGGCCCAGCAUUGGACUUCAUAUAUUCUACUUGCAGCACCAGCAAUUUCAUCUACAGCCAUGGAGUUUGUGCAUCGCUUGUGUGACCACCUGGAGGUGGUGCAUGGAUCUGUCUUAGUAGCACAUGUACUUGGCUAUCUUGCCUGUGCCCGAUAUGGGCUCUCAGAAGCAGAGCAAAAAGAUAUUUUGUCCCUUGAUAAUGAAGUUCUCGCUGAGAUUUAUUGGCUCCAUGCUCCUACAAGCAAAGUGACCCUCCACUUUCCACCCCUGCUAUGGGCCCGGUUAUACCAGGACUUGGCCCAAUGGCUGGAGGACCGGUGGGCGGAUGGCUUUGUGCUGAUGAACUUUGCUCACAGGGAGUUGGCGGCAGCUGUGGAACAGCGUUACUUGUCUGUGCCAGAGGAAAGGAUCAAGCGUCACCUGCUCCUAGCAGAUUUCUUCAGGGGGACGUGGAGCUGGGGCAUGAAGAAGCCCAUCCAGCUGCCAUCUUCCAACAAGCCUGUGAGCUUUGAUAGGAAGGUGACUCCUCAGCCUCUUUGGUUCUCCAGCACACUUGCAAACCAGAGGAAGUUGAGUGAACUGCCCUUCCAUUUACUGCAGGCAGGUCUAUUCAAGGAGCUACAAAGAGAUGUUUUGGGGAACAUGAACUGGAUCAUCUGCAGAGCUACCUCCACUGGCAUAGAGAACUUGACUUCUGACUUUGCCAUGUGCCUUGCCCAGAUCAACUGCCCAGAGCUGCAUCUCCUGCAAAAAACUCUCCUGCUCCUGCAGCCUCUUGUGGAUAGCACACAGAUCCAUGGAGAAGCAAGCAUGAUCUACACGGAGAUGUUGGCACGGCUGUUUUUCCUCAGGCCAUCCUACCCUAAGAUCAUUGGGAAAGUGUGUGAGCAAUGUGAGAGCUGGUUUGGUGCUUGGCCUCAUCCAGUCCUCAUUCCUUGCUCUGGAUUCUUCUAUCCACCUGGAGGACCUCUGUGCAAAACACUACCUGCAUUCCCUAAAGGCACUUCAGUGCUAGAAUUCAGCCUUGACCAAAAAUUGCUUCUGGCUGGUUCUCUGGAUGGCUCUAUGAUUGUAUGGGACAUGGAAGAUUUUACCGUGCGACACGUCCUAACAGGACACUCUGCUGAAGUGAAAUGUGUAAAACUAUUUGGCAAGGGGACCCGUGCUGCCUCAGUGGCCAUGGAUCACACACUGCGCUUGUGGUGUCUGGAUUCUGUCAGGGAGGAAUUCUCCAUCCAUAACGUUCACCCUGGGGAGCUGAGGUGUUGCCAGCUUCACAUUGAUGAAAAACAGCAGAUAAUAUACUGGGCAUCAGGUUUGGAGGUCAGUGCUUGGCAUCUGAAGACAGCUGUGCCCGUUUUCCAGAUCUCUGCUGAGCCCCCAGACCAGUGGCUCUGUGGAACUGUGUUUGCACCAAGGCUGGUGGUUGUGACAGUAUCUGAGAGGGGUGUCUUCUGCCUGUGGGACAGCAUCAGUGGACAGCUCCAUUCCAAGCAGGAACUGAUAGGGCUGGGAGAAGAGACACCAACGUGCAGUGUAUUGCUCCACACGCUGGGCAGGAUGGUGGCUGGCUUCAGCAAGGGCUCUCUCUUGAUGAUCUCCUCUGAUGGACACAGCCUGCUGGAAAAGCUCCCAGAAGGGAUCUGCUUUGUGGUGCUUUCAAAAGACGAAUCUCUCCUGGCAACAGGUUUUGGGCAUUGUGUAAGAGUUUUCCUGGGCAAUGUGACUGGAUUCCACCAACUCCUGGGCUCAGAUCUUCUGCAUUCUGCUGAGGUUUGUGCAGCUGCUAUUUCAGCAGACAAUGCCACCAUCGUCACAAGCUCCCAGGAUGAAUGCAUAUGGGUGUGGUGUCUAGCCAAACAGGGUUUGCUGACAGAUGUUUUGAGUGAUACAGGGAUGCCUUCCACACACCUGGCUCUCUGGGAUGUCACGCUGGUGUCAGCCUCUUGCCACGCAUCUCAUCUCAGAGUCUGGGACCUCAGCUGUGAUCGCAAGCACAAACUACUCCCACCUUGUAUGGCAAGCAAGAGCUGCAUUGGGCUUUCUCACAAUGCCAAAUAUAUCUAUUUUCCCCAAGACUGUUACAGCUCUAAUGUUAUCAUUUGGGACACAGAGGCAGGGAAGGAGUAUGAUAAAUUGGAUGCAUCAGCUCCAGUCCAGUGCCUGGAAGUGGCCGAGCAGAGGAAUCUUCUCUUUGUUGGACUGGCUUCUGGAACGGUGCUGGUGUUUCCCUUGGACUCCAGGCAAGAUGUUGGCUGCAUCCCUCCUUCAGAGAACCAAAAACCUGUCUGCAACUUGGCACUCACUCAGAAUGAAGAUCAGCUGGCAGCUGCCUGUGAUGAUCUUGUGCAGGUACUAGAUCUGCAUCAGGAAGAAGUGGGCCUGUUGAUUGACCGGCCAGCCUAUACCUUUUACACACAGAUCCCCGGUGCAACAAUUUCUAGUGUGGCUCUUCUGUCUGGAUACCGGGUGCUCUAUGGAAUGACCAAUGGGGAGCUCUUCAUGUAUUACUGCUCGGAGGCCCACGUGUUCCCUCUAGAAGCUCAUGGCAGCUGCAUCACCUGCCUGAAGACCAGCCAUGGAGAGAAAUGGCUGCUGAGUGGUUCAGCAGAUUCACUGCAAUGUCUCUGGGACGUGCAACUCUGCCGUUGUUUGUUUGUUCUUUCCCAGCAAGAUUCCUUUUCACAUGGCAUUUUCUGUGCAUGCUUUUCAAAAGAUGACCAGUACCUGUUCACCAGCAAUUUGGAUCAGUGUGUUACAGUGUGGGAUGUGUCACAGGGGGCCCUCUUAGCAGUUCAGUUUGUGCAUGCAAAAAUUACCAGGAUGGUGUCAACAGCUGAUGGCUUUGCUGCAACAACACAACUUGGCUACCUCAUGCGGGAGAGAUUCCGCUGCACCCAGUCCAUCAGCCCCCACCAAGAUCUGCUCAGCAGUGUUAAAGCAACGUACAGAGUGAAAUCUCGGCCAAAAGAGCGACAGGAUCCAGGGGAGACUCAGGACAAUCUGAGGAACACUCAGAGCUGUCCCAGCAAGCUCUCACAAAUUUGUAGGAUUGUGUAA